CUAAAUAUGUUGUCUUGGUUAGGAAAGGAACAACUCAAUUCUUGUAUAUAACUCUUUACAAGUCUCAAAAGAAGAGACAUGAUCCUAUCCAAGUCUAAUUUCCUCUCCUAAAACUCCAAAGCUUCAAAGCCAUGGCUUCUCAAGGAUCAAAAUCAGCAGCUUCCAUUCUCCUAGUCCUCAAUCUCAUCCUAUAUUUCAUUGUCAUAGUCAUUGCUUCUUGGGCUGUAAACCAUGGAAUCAAAAGGUCUCAUGAAUCAGCUUCUGUUCUGUCCAUUCCAGCUAGAAUAUUUCCAAUCUACUUCCCAAUGGGUAACAUGGCAACUGGUUUUUUCAUAAUUUUCUCACUCCUUGCUGGUGUUGUUGGCUUCACCACAUCACUCACUGGACUCCAUAACAUUUUCCAAUGGAAUGGCCCAAACUUGCACACUGCUUCAGCCUCUUAUCUUCUGUCUUGGGCUCUCACUCUUCUUGCAAUGGGAUUGGCUUGUAAGGAGAUUCAACUUGGGUGGACAGACGCUAACCUGAGGACUCUAGAGGUGAUAACAAUAAUAGUGAGUGGAACACAAAUGUUUUCCAUAUUAGCUAUCCAUGGUGGUGUGGAGGAAGUUAUUGCUCGUGAAAGGGCCAGAACAGGAAGAGUUUGAGGUCCUCAUAUUGAUCUACAAUUAACAAUGCUUUCAUUUCACAUAUUCAUUCAAUUUCUAGUUCUUGAUGAGGGCUGCUUAUAAAUUAUAUGUAACUUUUGUUCUCUCUCUCUCUCUGAUUUUUUUAAGCAAUGAUGUUGUAACUUAAAUUCUUUUGUUUUUAAUAAAAAAUGUAUAAAGUGCGAGUUUUCAAUUC
Messenger RNA from Humulus lupulus (European hop), 840 nucleotides. RefSeq names its product membrane protein PM19L. The record is from RefSeq and is a predicted model, not a curated record. The transcript is spliced from 4 exons. Lineage: Eukaryota; Viridiplantae; Streptophyta; Magnoliopsida; Rosales; Cannabaceae. Bases 132 to 644 code for a protein of 170 amino acids.